GCCGCCAUCCAUACUCAAGGCAUGCCUUACCUACUAUUUAACAUUUGUUUAUUUAUUUUAUUUAAUUUCCACCAUUUCCUUCCCACUUCUCUUUUCCUUCUCUUCAUCUUCCAGAAAUUCUCCAUAUAAGAAAAAGCAUCAUCCUUUUUUAUCCCUAUCCCAAUCCCAAUCCAAAUUCCAAAAUCCUUUCUUUUCUUUCCUGUUUUGGUUUCCUUUCCCAUGAAAAAUUCUCAAGAGAAUCCAAUCUUCAUGCAAGCAGAAGUUGAAGAUGGAGGAGUUUGGGGUAAAGGGUGUGGUUGUUUUAAUCUCUUCUGCCUCAAACGGCGCCGAUCAUACAACCACAUCGAUGAAUCCGAUACCUUACUGCACCAGAGAGGUGAACAACACACGGAGGAAUGGUGGAAAUGCAAACUGAAUAAACUGAAACAAUUCUCGGAGAAAGUAGCAGGGCCAAAGUGGAAGAACUUUAUGAGAAAGAUGGGUGGAUAUUGCGAUAAGCGGAAAGAUCAAAAGAACAGGUUUCAAUAUGAUCCUUGUAGCUAUGCUCUCAACUUCGAUGAAGGCGAUGAUAAAGAAGCAGAUGAUUUGCUUCGUGGUUUCUCUUCCAGGUUUACUGCUCCAUUUGAACAUGAUAGGCAACGAGUCCCCUCAGGAUUGUAAAAUAAUUAUACGGAUUCAACAUGUCUGCAAAUUGUUUUACGUUUAUUCUAUGUUCUUUUAGAAUCCAUGUUUAAGUACAGUAAUAUUCUUUUGUUUCUUGCAAUCCUAGGAACCUGUUUGAUGCAUAUUUGAUUUCAAGGAAAUGGGUAUAUUAUAAUGUCAAUUAAUUGGUAAAAA
This is a messenger RNA of Gossypium raimondii (Peruvian cotton), 837 nucleotides long. RefSeq lists its product as uncharacterized. Bases 220 to 660 code for a protein of 146 amino acids. Lineage: Eukaryota; Viridiplantae; Streptophyta; Magnoliopsida; Malvales; Malvaceae. The record is from RefSeq and is a predicted model, not a curated record. The transcript has a single exon.